Molecule: messenger RNA, 5217 nt
Organism: Odocoileus virginianus texanus
Lineage: Eukaryota; Metazoa; Chordata; Mammalia; Artiodactyla; Cervidae
Source: RefSeq, a predicted model, not a curated record
UUCCGCUCCGGGAAAGCGCAGCUGCCACCAUUUCUUUCGGCUUGGGAGUUCAUUUUCCCAGGAGCAUCGUUUUGACUGGAUUCCCCAGGGAAGACACCCAGGAGCGAUGGCGUGGCCUUUCUGUCCGGAGACAGCUCCUUCCGAGGUUUGACUGAUCUGUUUCUGUAGGAAGCACUGAGUCACCCCGCGCUAGUGCCUCGGAAUGUCCACUGCAGUUUAUACAGGAAGCGUGAGACGGACACAGUCAUUCUGUCCCACCGCAUCGUUUUCGUCGCCCGUCCUGAAUCCGGAAAGGGGGGAAAGCAAGGACUUCCUGGCUCCUCAGAGCAUAGCCGCAGUUAUGCCUUCUCAGGACUCUGAGUUUCCCCAGAAGGAACAUGAGAAAAUGACCGAGUCUCAGGAGGCCGUGACCUUCAAGGAUGUGGCUGUGGUCUUCACUGAGGAGGAGCUGGGAUUGCUGGACUCGGCCCAGAGGAAGCUGUACCAGGAUGUGAUGGUGGAGAACUUCCGGAACUUGGUCUCAGUCGGACAUGUUCCCUUCAAAGCAGAUAUGGUAUCCCAGUUGGAGACAGAAGGAAAACUGUGGACAGUGGAGAGGGAAACCCAAAGAAAUGGGCAUUCCAGUGAGAUCCACUCAGCUGUUACUUCAGGCAACAAGAACCCAAAUGAGAUGGAGACUCUUGGGAAAGUCAUGUUAAAAUACCUCUCGUGUGAAGAGCUGUCCUGCUGGCAAAUCUGGAAACAGGCCACAAAUGAUUUAACUCUGCAAAGGAAGAAUUCCUGGUUCCUGCAAGGUGAUUCUCUUCAGGUUUCUGAAGAUGAGAACCAUAUAAUGAAUCAUAAAGGAGAUCACUUCGGUUGCCUUGAGAAUCAGGAGUUGUUGAUUCCGAGAGCCCAGGCUUCCUGUGGGAGUAGGUGUCUGACCGAGUCAGAGAAUCCGAGCAGAAGUAAACAGAUGAACGUGAAAAAUCACCUGUAUGUAUGUGAAGGCUUCACAAAGAAUUCACCACUGAGCGAUCCUGGUAAAACUGAUGCAGAACAGACACCCUGCAAAGGAGAGAGACUGCGUCCCUGUAGAGUGUGUGGGGAGGGCUUCAGUCAUGGCGCGGUGCUCCCAGUUCAUCAGAAGGUUGACCCUGGAGAAAAAUGCUCCCAUCUGCAGACUCAUCAGAGAAUUCACCCAGGAGGGACUGUCAAUAAAUGUCCUGAAUCCAGCAGUGGUUUUUAUCGGAACUCCUUUCACCGCCAUCACUCUAACCCUGCAGGAGAGAAGUCCUACAGGUGUGACAGUUGUGGCAAGGCCUUUGGCAGCAGCACAGGCCUCAUCAUCCAUUACCGGACGCACACAGGGGAGAAACCUUACAGAUGCGAGGAGUGCGGUAAAUGCUUCAGCCAGAGUUCCAAUUUUCAGUGCCAUCAGAGGGUCCACACGGAAGAGAAGCCCUACAAGUGUGAAGAGUGCGGGAAGGGCUUCGGCUGGAGCGUCAACCUCCGUGUUCACCAGCGGGUCCACAGGGGCGAGAAACCCUACAAGUGUGAGGAGUGCGGGAAGGGCUUCACGCAGGCCGCCCAUUACCACAUACACCAGAGGGUCCACACCGGGGAGAAGCCCUACAAGUGCGACGUCUGCGGCAAGGGGUUCAGUCACAACUCGCCUCUGAUUUGCCACCGGCGGGUCCACACCGGCGAGAAGCCCUACCGGUGCGAGGCCUGCGGUAAAGGCUUCACCCGCAACACGGACCUCCACAUCCACUUCCGCGUCCAUACAGGGGAGAAGCCCUACACCUGCAAGGAGUGUGGGAAGGGCUUCAGUCAGGCUUCAAAUCUCCAGGUCCACCAGAACGUCCACACCGGGGAGAAGCGGUUCAAGUGUGAGACGUGCGGGAAGGGCUUCAGCCAGUCGUCCAAGCUCCAGACCCACCAGCGAGUCCAUACUGGGGAGAAGCCCUACAGGUGCGACGUGUGCGGCAAGGACUUCAGUUACAGUUCCAACCUGAAGCUGCACCAGGUCAUUCACACCGGAGAGAAACCAUACACCUGCGAGGCGUGCGGCAAGGGCUUCAGCUGGAGGUCCAACCUUCAUGCCCAUCAGCGAGUCCACUCUGGAGAGAAGCCCUACAAAUGUGAGGCGUGUGACAAGAGCUUCAGUCAGGCCAUAGACUUCCGGGUCCAUCAGCGGGUCCACACGGGCGAGAAACCCUACAAGUGUGGUGUCUGCGGGAAGGGCUUCAGCCAGUCCUCGGGUCUUCAGUCCCAUCAGAGGGUCCACACCGGGGAGAAGCCCUACAAAUGCGACGUGUGUGGGAAGGGCUUCCGAUACAGUUCCCAGUUUAUUUAUCACCAGAGGGGCCACACCGGCGAAAAGCCUUACAAGUGUGAGGAGUGUGGGAAAGGCUUCGGGCGGAGCCUGAACCUUCGCCACCACCAGAGGGUCCACACAGGAGAGAAACCCCACAAGUGUGAGGAGUGUGGGAAGGCCUUCAGCCUCCCCUCCAACCUUCGAGUCCACCUGAGUGUCCACACCCGGGAGAAACUGUUUAAAUGCGAGGAGUGUGGGAAGGGCUUCAGUCAGAGUUCUCGGCUUCAAGCCCACCAGAGGGUCCACACAGGAGAAAAACCCUACAAGUGCAACGUAUGCGUGCAAAUUGUUGUUAACGGAUGUUGGAGGAUAUCCAGAAAACAUUCACCUGGAGAAACAAAGCAUGGGAUUUUUGUGUGAUCUCAUUAAAAAGGAAAGGAAAAAUAUGGAGAAAUAUUUGUGACAACAUGAAUGAAACUGUAGGACAUAAACUAAAUGAAACAAGACAGAAAGACACUGCAUGGUAUCAUUUUAUCUUACAUGUGGAAUCUAAAGGGGAAAAAGUGUCAAACUUACUAGAGACAGUGAGUAUAAUGGUGAUGGCUGUCUGGGAAUGGGGAGAGGUUAUAAAAAGGAUACAAACUUUCAGCUUUAAGAUGAGUAAGAUCUAAGGAUCUAAUCUAUAGCUUGGUGACUAUAGUUGAUAAUGCAGUAUUGUAUAGUUGAAAUUUGCUAAGAAUAGAUAUUAAAGGGUCUCCCUUUCUGCCCCCCAAAAGAGUUAGCCUUUGAUGGUGUGUUAAGUAAUUCAUUUGUGGGAAUCCUUUCACAAUAUAUAUCAAUUCAUCAUAUAUACUAAAAUUUUCCUUAGCAGUUAUACCUCAUGAAGUUGAAAAAAAGGAGUUGAAUUUGUUACGGUUAUCUGAGCAGGAUACCCCACUUUAACACCAACUUUUUGAAUAAUCAUCAUGGCUCAAUGAUUUAGACCAACCUGGAGAAAAAACAUUCUGUAGUAUUUAUGAUGGUUUUAUUUCUUACAAUGAUUUUACAAGUUGAAGGUUUGUGGUAAACCUGUGUCAAGCAAGUCUUCUGGUACCAUUUUUCCAACAGGAUUUUAAAAUUAAGGUACAUACAUUUUUUAAUAUUAAUCGUAUACCUUGACUACUAUAGUGUAAUCAUAAUAUAUACACUGGGAAACUAGAACAUUCAUGGGGCUCACGUUAUUUCAUAAUUUGCUCUAUUGCAGUGGUCUGGAAUCUGACCUAAAAUAUCACUGAGGUAUGCCUGUAUUCUAGGCCGUUCUUUUUCUUUUCUUUCUUUUCUAUUUCCUUCCCUUCUUGCUAUCGCAUUUUCCUUUAUUUGCUAGAAACUCCAGCUUUCAAAAGGAGCAAUUAAAACCAACAAAAGUGGGAAACUUUUGUUAUUUGUUUUGUGGCUUGAUCAAAGGUUACUUUUCCUUCUGAUGAGUCUUUAACAUAUUGGAAUGACUAGGUCAUGCCAAGUAAACAUUGUCAGUGGUCUAAAUGCAUCCAGGUACAAAAGCAAUAAACCAAGUUUGGGAUUCUCUCCGCCCUUCCUUUCUCAGGCUGCCACACUUACUUUUCAGUCACACUUAUUAGUAAUGUAAUGAAAACAACAACACCCAAAACCCUCCAGAAGACAGGAAGGAAACGGAAGAUUAAGCUAAAACAGCACCUCGGUGAACUGAACGAGCUUUAUUUUUCAAAGUUUCACUACUUUUGCCGAGGAUUCUGGGAAGUGUAGUCCAGUGCGCCAGGUAUCAGCGCCACUUCCGUCCCCGAGGAUGAGGGGCCGUAGCCCUUGUUCUGGUGGGGGGUUCUGGGAAUUGUAGUCCGAGAGCAGCGUGCAGUCCGGGCACUUCCGCUAUAGGCGUGAGAGGCUUCAGUGUCUCCUGAGAGGUGAGUCAGUACUUAGAGUUUGGGUGUCUUCUGAUCCUGUCUGGAUGUGGAGUAUGCAGCUGUCACCCUCGCCCUCACCCUCGGGAAACAAGCAAUGGAGGGCAGGGAUGACGGUUUUUGUGUCUGGCGUUUGGCGAGGUUCUCGUUCCCUGGUUGGGGGUGAGGCGGGGUAGCGCUCUCCGAGUUUGAGAGUCUCUCGGCCCCUCGGUUUUCCUCGCCUCCCCUACCUUAUGCACACUCUGCCAUCUCUUAGGGAUAUACUCUUCGUAGAAUUAUCAGAUUGCUCCUGUUCACUUCUGUAAAGAGGAGUUAAUAGUGGUACCUCCUUAGUAGGCAUGUGAUGAGAUUCACGUGAAGCAAGUGUGAAACUGCUUAGAACCGAUCGCUGGCAGCGGCUAAAAGCGGUCGAUUGUCCAGUUUCUUCUUCCCGCGAUGCUUUCAGUCCUUGAAAGCCUGUGUGAGCCCCGGGUGUUCUGAGCUCCAACUGCAGAGCCACUGGCUCUUCUCUAACCUCUGCAGAAAGAGGGGUUUUCCGUGGAUUCCUUUGACAUCCACAGCCCCGACCUUUUUUAAAGGAAGAAGGGAGUCUCACCCCUAGCCGGUACCUGGGGAUGUCCGCUGUAAGUUAUCCUGGGCCUGAGACACACAACUGUGUCUUCAUUCUUCCAUAUCUUCCUAUCUUUCCAUUCCUGACCCUGAUUUCUCAAAGAGGACUCACAGAGAGGAGAGAGUGAGUGACCCAGGAAUCCUGGUACAUUGUCCCAACGUGAGGGAAUUUUAUCUUGCCGUGUCAUUUCUGCCAAGCUGGCAAUAAGUUUCCUUCACUCUUGAGCAGGAUUUUUCUACGGGACAGAUGUUCCAAUGUUUAUGGAAUAAAUGGGAGGUUGGAUGAGACCUGUUGAAGAAUGAGUAAUAAUAAUCUGUUAACAUAGUGAAUGCCAGAUACUCUUCUACAGGCUUUAUAUGCAAUGUGAAGUGAAGUGAAAGUUGCUCAGUCAUGUC